AUGGCAAAAGAGCAAAUUGUUCUUUCUGGACCAUAUGGUGGUGGAGGAGGACAGCAGUGGGACGACGGAACUUACAGCACGAUAAGAGAAUUAACUAUACACUCGGAAUUAGAAAUUAUUUCCAUCCAAGUCGUCUAUGAUGAUAUUGAAGGAAAGCCAGUGGAAUUAAGCUAUCCUACUGAGUGCAUCCUUUCAAUAUCAGGGCAUUAUGGGUACAAUGCUAAAAAAUAUCUUAUAGUGAAAUCCCUUACAAUCCAAAGCAAUAUGAAGCAAUAUGGACCAUAUGGCAAAGAAGAAGGAACACGUUUUACAACCCCGGUAGCUGCUGGCAAGGUUGUUGGACUUUUUGGACGUAGUGCUAAUCUUUUGGAUUCGAUUGGAGUAUACCUUGAGCCAUCCCACCAAAUCCAUGCCACAACACCUUUUGGUCCAUUUGGAGGUGCUGGUGGGCAGCACUGGGAUGAUGGAAUCUAUAGUACGGUGAGGGAACUAAUUAUACACUCAACAACGGACAUUAUUUCCAUCCAAGUUGUCUAUGAUGAUAUUGAAGGAAAUUCAAUAUCAGGAAAAAAACAUGGUGGUGACGACGGAACACCAAACUCGGUAAAAUUAGACUAUCCUUCCGAGUAUCUCCUUUCAGUACCAGGGUACCAUGGGUACAGUACUGCCCAUAAAUAUCAUGUAGUGAAAUCCCUUAGAAUCCAAAGCAAUAUGAAGCAAUAUGGGCCAUAUGGUGAGGAAAAAGGAACUUAUUUUAUAACCCCAGUAACUACUGGCAAGAUUGUUGGAUUCUUUGGACGAAAUGGUAGUCUUUUGGAUUCAAUUGGAGUAUACAUUAAGCCAUUCCAAACUUCAACACUUGUUGGUCCAUUUGGAACUACUAGUGGACAACAAUGGGAUGAUGGAACCUACAACACAGUAAGGGAAUUAAUUAUAUACUCCGGAUGGGUAAUUGAUUCCAUCCAAGUUGUCUAUAAUGAUAUUGAUGGAAAGCCAAUAUCUGGAAAAAAACAUGGUGGUAACGGCGGACAACGAAACGAGGUCAAAUUCGACAAACCGGAUGAAUUUUUAAUUUCAGUUUCGGGAUACUUUGGACAAGUAGAUAACAUGGUUGCUAUCCGAUCGCUUGAAUUUCAAAGCAACAAAACAAAGUAUGGACCGUUUGGCAUGGAGAAGGGAGAGAAAUUUGAAGUCUCAUCCACUGGUGGCAAGAUAAUCGGAUUUCAUUGA
This is a messenger RNA of Cornus florida, 1230 nucleotides long. RefSeq names its product jacalin-related lectin 3-like. Bases 1 to 1230 code for a protein of 409 amino acids. The record is from RefSeq and is a predicted model, not a curated record. The transcript has 4 exons. NCBI's taxonomy places the organism in Eukaryota, Viridiplantae, Streptophyta, Magnoliopsida, Cornales, Cornaceae. Gene Ontology annotation, molecular function: carbohydrate binding.